This is a messenger RNA of Thamnophis elegans (Western terrestrial garter snake), 1414 nucleotides long. RefSeq names its product activating signal cointegrator 1-like. Bases 17 to 1414 code for a protein of 465 amino acids. Lineage: Eukaryota; Metazoa; Chordata; Lepidosauria; Squamata; Natricidae. The record is from RefSeq and is a predicted model, not a curated record. Gene Ontology annotation, molecular function: zinc ion binding. Gene Ontology annotation, biological process: regulation of DNA-templated transcription. The transcript is spliced from 10 exons. Gene Ontology annotation, cellular component: nucleus.
GCUGUCAGAAGCCGAGAUGAUGGCGGCGGCGGCGGCGCUCGUGUCGUGGUGCACGGGGCAGCUGCGCGGCACUUUUGGCCUGGAUGUCAGCGAGGAGAUUAUCCAAUAUAUUUUGUCUAUUGAUGACGAGGAAGAGAUUCGCGAGUAUGUCACGGAUUUAAUCCAAGGGAGAGAUGGCCAGAAGAAGUGCUUCAUAGAUGAGCUUGUAGCCAGGUGGAAACAGUCCCGUUCUACAACUUUGGAUCCUUUGCCACUGUAUCAGAAAAAGGAUGAUAUUUCGGAUACUCCUCGGCCAGGAGACCAGACAAAGAGAGGAAGGCAUAAAGGGAGAAAUAAACAGGAAACACCUAUUUAUGUUGAAACCUGCCAGCUUGUAGAGAAAGCAAAAACACCACUCGAUUUAGCCAAGGCCCAGGAGUUCCCCAGAGGCAACAGCUCCUGUUCCACCAAGAAGAAGGCGAAAUACGUCAAUUUGUACACAAAAGAAGGUCAGGACAAGCUGGCCGUCAUGCUUCCAGGACGCCAUUCCUGUGAGUGCCUGGCCCAGAAGCACAAACUCAUCAACAACUGUUUGACGUGCGGGCGCAUCGUUUGUGAACAAGAAGGGUCUGGGCCUUGCCUAUUCUGUGGAACUCUGGUGUGCACCAAAGAAGAACAGGAUGUCUUGCAACGGGAUUCCAACAAGAGCCAAAAGCUGUUAAAGAAACUUUUGGGAGGUGUUGAAAAUUCUGGGAAGACAGACAUGAAUGACAAAGACUUGCUCCAACUUCAGGAGACUCGACUUAAGUCAGGUCUGGAGAUGGCUGUGAAGCACAAAGACAAACUGCUGGAGUAUGACAAAAACAGUGUGCGGCGAACUCAAGUGAUCGACGACGAGUCUGAUUACUUUGCUACCGACUCCAACCAGUGGCUGUCCAAGCAGGAGAGGCAGGUGCUGGAGAAGAGGGCGAAGGAGCUGUACGAACUGCGGCACGCCUCGCGGCUGUCCAAGAAAAUCACCAUCGACUUCGCCGGUCGGCAGAUCCGGGAAGAAAACGACAACAUGGCGGACUAUCACAGCAAGUUGGAUGAGACGGUUGAAGCGAUCAGCCUCGGCUCGCUGGUCAAGGCGAAGCAAACUCCGGACGGGAAACUUGAAGACUUGGGAGUCUUGGUGAAUCCACACAUUCUUCAGGCAGCUCCUGUGUGGGUGGCCCAAGCUGGUUUGCUCCCACACCGGAAAAUGGACAGUUCUGCGGAGAGCAAGAACCUCACAGAUUCAGAAAGAAGUCGCCUACGAAUUCAGGAUCGAGAGAUACAGGAGAUUUCCGAUGGCGGCUGUGGUCUGAGCCUGCAUCAGCCUUGGGCCUCCUUGCUGUCAAAGGGAUCAAGAGGCCGCUUGGGUGACACGAGGUUUGCCCAGCUGCUGUUGUGA